Linum tenue is the source of this 405-nucleotide messenger RNA. Lineage: Eukaryota; Viridiplantae; Streptophyta; Magnoliopsida; Malpighiales; Linaceae. The record is from the annotation of a GenBank genome assembly.
AAAGAGGCGAUUAGGAAGGCGUAUUUGAAAACUGACGCUGAUUUCCUCAACGAAAACGCUCACGGCGGAGCGUGCUGCGUAACAGCGUUGAUCAACGAUGGCAACCUCGUGGUGUCGAACGCCGGCGACUGCAGCGCCGUGAUGAGCAGGGGAGGAGUGGCGGAGGCGCUCACGUCCGACCAUCAAGCUUCUCGCCCGGACGAGAAGGAGCGAGUGGAGGCCCUUGGCGGUUACGUGGAUUGCUCCAGGGGUGUUUGGACGAUUCAGGGAUCUCUCGCCGUGACGAGAGGGAUCGGCGACGGGCAUCUCAAGGAGUUCGUGGUUGCCGAGCCGGAGACCAGAGUUGUGAGGAUUGAAUCUGAUUGCGAGUUCCUGAUCUUGGCCCUCCGAUGGGUUGUGGGAUAA